Messenger RNA from Hippocampus zosterae (dwarf seahorse), 8178 nucleotides. RefSeq names its product NOVA alternative splicing regulator 1 (gene nova1). Gene Ontology annotation, molecular function: mRNA binding. Lineage: Eukaryota; Metazoa; Chordata; Actinopteri; Syngnathiformes; Syngnathidae. Gene Ontology annotation, cellular component: nucleus; cytoplasm. The transcript is spliced from 4 exons. Gene Ontology annotation, biological process: regulation of alternative mRNA splicing, via spliceosome; mRNA splicing, via spliceosome. The record is from RefSeq and is a predicted model, not a curated record. The coding region runs from base 378 to 1892 and encodes 504 amino acids.
GGAACAGCGGCAGAGAAAGAUGGCGUUACAUGAGGGUACACAGCGGUAAACUGUCGCCAAUUUUACGAUUAUUUGUACUUUUUUUCGGGGGGGGGGGGGCGGGGGUGCGGGUCUGUUUUGCGCGUUAACAAUAAGGACCGCACUCCGGAGAGCGCCUUUCACUCAAUGGGAUUUAUAUUUAGCUCAGUAAGGGACGGCGGUAAGUGACGACUGCGAGUCCCGUUCUAACCAUUCAAUCCCCAAAAACUUGUUCAUUUGGCGGUGCGCGUCAUCUGGCUAUGUGCUGCUAGUAGUGAGGGCGCUGUGUGAGUGUAUGUGUGUGUGUGUGUGGAUAAGAGACGAGCACAAAUUUAUCUCCAGCUCCGGGAGAGGGAAAGAUGAUGGCCGGUGGUGGCGAAGCAGCAAUGGACCACAACGGGAUAUACUCAACCGCUAACCUCCACAAUCUGCCACACAACCUGCAGCAGAGCCACAUGGAGGCGGACAACUCGGACUCCCGUAAACGGCCGCUGGAAACUCCGGCGGAGGAGGCCGGCUGUACCAAGCGCACCAACACUGGAGAGGAGGGCGAAUACUUCCUGAAGGUGCUGAUUCCCAGCUAUGCAGCCGGCUCUAUAAUUGGCAAGGGCGGCCAGACCAUUGUACAACUGCAGAAAGAGACGGGUGCCACCAUUAAGCUGUCGAAAUCCAAAGAUUUCUACCCAGGAACAACAGAGCGCGUCUGCCUGAUACAGGGUACUGUUGAAGCCCUCAAUGGUGUCCACAACUUCAUCGCAGAGAAAGUCCGAGAGAUGCCCCAGAGUGCUCAGAAGCCAGAACCUGUCAGCAUACUGCAGCCACAGACCACGGUCAACCCUGACCGUAUCAAGCAGGCCAAACUGAUUGUGCCCAACAGCACCGCUGGUCUGAUUAUUGGCAAGGGAGGAGCCACAGUGAAAGCAGUGAUGGAGCAGUCAGGUGCUUGGGUGCAGCUCUCCCAGAAACCGGAGGGCAUCAACCUGCAGGAGCGAGUGGUAACAAUCAGUGGUGAGCCCGAGCAGAACCGUAAGGCAGUGGAAAUCAUAGUUCAAAAAAUCCAGGAGGACCCUCAGAGCAGCAGCUGCCUCAACAUCAGUUAUUCAAACGUCUCCGGCCCAGUUGCUAACUCCAACCCCACCGGAUCCCCCUACGCCAACACGGCCGAGGUGCUGCCUAAUGCGGCUGCGGCGGCUGCCACUGCCUCCAGCCUUCUGGGCCAGGCGGGCUUGACAGGAAUGGGUGCCUUCCCUGCUGCCAUGUCUAGCUUCUCUGGCAACGACCUCCUGGCCAUCACGUCAGCCCUCAACACGCUGGCCAGCUAUGGCUACAAUACCAACACCUUGGGCCUGGGCCUUAACCCCGCAGCAGCCUCUGGUGUCCUUGCCGCAGUAGCGGCGAGUGCCAACCCGGCGGCCGCCGCCGCAGCUAACCUCUUAGCCUCCUAUGCUAGCGACGCCUCCAGCAGUGCUGGCCACCCGGCGACGGGGCUUGGCGGCUUCUCCCUCGGUUCUCUCGCAGCUGCUACAGGUGCUUCCAAUGGUUACCUAAACGCUUCAUCUCCACUGAUGGCCUCCUCCCUAUUAGCAACAGAGAAGCUCGCUGACGGAGCCAAGGACGUGGUUGAAAUUGCCGUACCCGAGAAUCUGGUUGGUGCAAUUUUGGGAAAAGGAGGAAAAACGCUGGUGGAGUACCAGGAGCUAACAGGAGCCCGCAUCCAGAUCUCCAAAAAGGGGGAGUUCAUUCCUGGUACUCGGAACCGUAAAGUCACCAUAACAGGGUCGCCAGCAGCUACACAAGCAGCGCAGUAUCUUAUCAGCCAGCGGAUCACCUAUGAGCAGGGCGUGCGUGCUACCAAUCCGCAAAAAGUGGGUUAAGAGGAAAAGAGAGAAAGAAAGGAAGGAAAGGAAAAGAUGAGGACAGAGCUAGAGGGGAAUUCUAGAGUGUCACAAUGAGGAAGAAAUAGAAACGUCCAAAUAUUUCUUUAAUAUUUCCGAAUCAAAUGAGAGGAUCAAACAGGAGGAGGAGAGGGGGGAGACACCGAAGACAAGUGUGUGUGAUUUUUUUUUUUAAUAUGUUUUAGGACUGAUGUGGUCCCUGAUGUUUUUUAAAAGUUUGUGUCGAGUCCUUUCUGAUGAUGGUGAUCAGAGUAAGCUGAACUGGUCCACUGCCAAGCUGAAGAUUCAAGGGUGAGGCGUAUGGUUUCACCUUCCUCUGAAACCUCAUUGCUGAUUUACUUUCCUUUGAGUUUUUUUUUUUAAUCUUGUUUCAAUGGUUUUGAUGUCAGUUGCAGACCUCAGCUCCCGGUGAGUUGAAUGUGUCCAGUGAAGUUCGAGCCAACUAAUGGGGCUGUUUCACAAAUUUUUCUCUUUGUAUACAUUGCAGAAAGCACUGUUUAUGGGCGAUGGGCGGAGCCAUUUAACAACAAGCACCUGAGGCCACCUCAGUUUACGGGAAGCAAAUAAUUUACUUAAUACCUACGUUGGCGUUGGUUGAAACCUUAUAUUGGAAUUGAAAUUUCAAAGAUUUUUUUUUUUUACCUCCGUUAUUUAUGACUAUGAUCGGAUUCAAUUUAAAAAUAUAUAUAUUCAAACCUGUGAAUGCAGGUUGAUCUGAAUGUAACAAAAAAAAACAUAUUUGCCUAUUGAUAUUUUUUAUUUACCAGGGAUCAAAUGUUUUGCAGUGAAAGAAAUGUACAAGUCAAGCCCCAGUCUGAACUUCACAGGUGCAGUCUGCGAGUAUAGUUCAGGGGCUCAAUAAUCCACGUGAGAGGACAGAGGAGACACACAGGAAUGUAUCAAUAUAUUGAACACGAAAACACAUAGCGAACACUCCCAUAAAUGCACAAACAUUGAAAUACAGUCGAUCCAGUCAUGGCAACAAACACCCCGAAGUAGGUUCUUGUUUAACCCUUUAUUGGUGCUACCGGUAGCGAAAUGACAGUACGUUCCCGAUUAUGACCCGCUCCCGCUUGGCUGAUUUAUGGCCCAGCCGUGAGUAGCUCAGAAGAUGCGAGACAUGCCGUAACGCGAUGAGAAGCGUUGGCGUCAGUUUUGCGAUCCAGUCUUAAUGUCUCAGGCCUAUCCGGUGUCCUCUUCUCAAAAUUGGCUGCGGCCAAAAUAUGGCUGACGGCGGUUUGCCUUAUUGUCAUAUGCGCAUCUCUCAAGAAUGAACGGAUAUAUCCGACUCGCGCUCAAGUUGGAAGCCGCAUGUCCCCUGUUCAGUGCGAAAGGAACCAAAAGCACUACCAAACAGCAUUUUGAUCAGAAUGCUGUCCCGAUCGUUUAUCUGUGAACAAACAAACGAUUGCCUUUACGACAAGGGUACCAAAUAUUCUUCAGAGGCAUCCUCGAAUGAAAGGAAAGUAGAGCGACACUUGAAAAGAAGGCUCGGUCACAGUUUUCCGUGUGAGCCAUCUUUCUCAAUUUGCAUCCAAACGAUUUUUUCAGUUCAUCCGGGCCGCCUUUUAUCGCUCCCAAAACGCCUGACUCGCCACUAACUUUUGGGCGGAUAUGUAAUGAAACCUAAAUAUUUUGGAAUCGCUGUCUUUCGUGGAUAUUAGUGAAUCGAAAGUGGGGGGGCCAACUAUUUAGAGCAUUUCUAAGCACUAAAAGUACCUUGGCCUCCCUCUGCGCUGCUAGCCAUUGUGUUCAUCUUGAGUACUCUUGGUCGAGGAAGACUGCACUGUGAGACAUUAAGAACACAAUGUGAAGCUUGCCUGUCACUUCUGGGAUGCGUGUGAGUGUGUGAGUGCGUAUUUUCACGUGCACAUCUAUCUUCCACAGACAAGAGAUGGCAACACUGACCAAGCGGGACUAUCUCCAUAAAAGCAUUUAUCUUCCAAAUGUGUCAUGAAGACCGUCAGCACAAGCACAUUUGCUCUUAAAAUUCGAGGACGCGUUGUCAUCGGCACACGUAUGUGUUUCUUCUCCCAAAUUAUGUCACAUCUGAAACAUGCACACACAUGCACACACACACACACACCCUCCAUUAGGGCAUCUUCCAAUCGUCCCCUUUGAUCGAAAUGACUAUGAUCAGCUGCGUGGCCACACCGCCGUGAGAGGUUUGUCCACACAGCUGAGUCGUAUACAAGAAAGAACAAAACCUUGGACCCCCGAGUGUUGUCCCUCCACUUUUUCACAGUAAUUCAUAGCAUUUCCCGAAAGCCAAUUGGAUUGUCUGUGUGAAUAUUUUCUUUGUCCAUUGCCACAGUGAGGCCUCUCUUUUUCCUGGAUGACUCCAAAGUCCUUCAGUACCAAUCUGGCUACAUGUGAAAUUAUUGAGUAGAAUGUUGUACUGCCCGGUGUUUUAGCCUAUCGUGAAAUACAAGCACAAAACAGGGGGGGUUGGCAACGCAACUGGACUGCUUCAUUGCAGGGAGCUAUUUUUCAAACCUCUGGGCAAAACAGUGCCAAAUACUACUUUCUCUAUCUCUCUCUCUGCACCUCAGUAACUUUCCUCUUUCACUCAACAUUUUAUCCCCCAAACCUCCCCCCGCCCUGCAUGUCGCCGUUUGUCAUCAUUCUUAGGUUGCACCUGUGACCGAAUAGCUCUCUGUGCUUUAUCCUCCUGUACAGUACACUGUGCUCUCUCUCUCUCUCUCUCUCUCUCUCUCUCUCUCUCUCUCCCUCUCUCCCUUUUCCUGUCUCGUCUUCUCAUGAGCGGUGUUGGGUGUGCUGCUGGUGGGAGUUAUGCACUAAGUCGAAGGGUAAUAAAACUUCGUUUUACCAGGCUGCAGAGCUGAGAAAGGCUUAAAAAUGCACAGAAUACACCCGCCUCCAAAACUGUGACACCCACUCCUAGACCCAACCAGCAAUUUUAUUUCAAUGUGUCCAAUUCAGUCUAGAAACAAGAACGAGUCAGAUUUGGGAAGAAAAGGGGGAAAAAAAUGUGGGAAAAAAUGACUUUUUUUCCCCCAGAUGAGAGCAGAUCUUGGUUAAGAAUUCAUGAAUAUUCAUAUGUCAGCCAUUACAUGUCACAGCCUCGUAACAAAACAAACAGAAGGCGCAAGUUAUAUCAAAAGCACGUUUUUGGGGAACUUGUUUGUGACCUCAAAGCCGAAACAAUGACAUCCUUUAUGCAUAUCCUCUGAUCUGAAAAUGACGAGAAUUCAUUUCUGUGGAAUACAAUAUGUCACGUCAUAUGAUCUAUAUGUACAUUAUUGUAGCUAUUCUAGUUUGUAGUCUAAAUGCAGUCCAGCGUUGUCGAUACAAUGUGAACUAUGUUAUACUUGUGCGGAUGAUGAGAGUGCCAACUACGCCUGAUUAAGAUUAGCUUUGCGAUUUGUUUGUGCAUUAUGAUGACUCAUCAACCGGUGGUGUCCAUAUUUCUGUCACGGAUUAUUUAGUUUGACAGUUAAGAAAAUGUAAAGAAUAUUGGAAGCAAUAUAGUAGCAUGUUGUCCUGUUUUUGUGUUUUAUGUCCGUUGUAUGAACCUUUGAAGUUACAAAAAAUUUUUUGAAUGAAUAGGUUUACAUGUACUACUUUUUUUUUUUUUGUAAAUUAUGAAGAUGCUGCUAUUUGAUAAGUCGACUAUACAAAAAAAAAUAUUUUAGUUGAAAAGAUGUCUGGUCAGUUGAUUAGAAACGUGCUCCUUAUGAUGCGGGGAGCAUCCAAUGAGGUGUACAAGAUGCGACGCGGUAUUGAUCAGAUCGUAAAAGUAAUAAUAGACUUCAUAGUACAACCUGUGCCAAACUAGACCUCCCGCAGCUUUCUGAAAUUGUAGGUGUGCGAUCAAUUGUUAGAUAUCAUAGAUACAAUAACUUGUUUAGAAGUGCUGAUCAAGUGCCAACCAAACGCUGUCUUUUUAAGUUGAGAAAAAGAUAAUCAAACACAUGAUGUAAGAAAACAAAAGGACAAAGAAACUGUCUGUGCAUCGUUUUUAUAUCCCAUAGGUACAUAGAAUAAGAGGAAAAAGAUUGUGAUUUUUUUUAAUGGAUCCAUGUUGUUUUUACACGCCAUGCAUCCCUUGUGUGUUUGUUUGACCUGUGGCUUAAGUACUGCUGUUUAUUUUUUUUCACAAUGUCUCUUAUUGGCCAGCAUGGACUUUAAGCAUUACAUAUGAUAAGCAUUCAUAACAUAGCCAUUAUUAACAAUCAAAAAUGUGUUGUGGAGUUAGGUGUUAUCUUUUUGCACGUCUUCUAAUGCAUGGUAUCAAGGACAAUUUUUGGAGAAGAAAAAAAAAGAAAGAAAAAAAACCCAGUUCGGAAAAAUUUACGAGGUGACUCGUACGUAACAUUCAGAACAUUGCAUGUGGUCCAAAGUAGAGCACUUAAGUUUACUCGCCUCAUGUUUCUAAAAGUUGUGUUUUUUCGUGUUGUGAUUUGGAAAGGAGUUUGUUCUUGUCAUGUUGGCCCAGAAAAAAAAACAGCACUGACACAGCACCCAUAUCUCAGAUUAAAGUUGAUAUCUCCAGACAUGUUUUAUAGGUUCAGGAAAAAAGCAAAACAAGCAAACUUGAAACUGUAACCGGCUCCUUGUUUUGUCUUUUUUUUUUCAAGAUAUCAGACACACAUAGAAAGUAGACACAUUUAUUUAACAAACGGGUUGAACCUCAUAUAACCUGUCACUUUUUUUUCAUUGGUUCUGUCACAGCUUGAAAGCCUACUUCGAAAAUCGAUGAAUGUAACCAUUACUUUGUAUUUUAUUUUUACCAGUCUUUAAUGUAAAAAACAAAAACAAAAAAAACUAACAAAAAACAUCAGGGCAGGAAUGUCACAAACAUGUAGAGUUAAUAUCUAUGUCAGAUUUCAGCUAUAGUCAGGUAGGCCUCUCACGGCCAUUGUCAUUAACCAGAUACGUUUGACCCCAAUAUCGAAUCCACUGUUAACAUGAUCUUGUUUGUUUGAUGAUGCAUAAUUGCACUUUACUGAUUCUUCGAUCAUAGUAGGUGUGAAAAUGAAGCAAACUGGUUUUUUUUUUGGUUUGUUUUUUUCCCCCCAUUUUUUUGUUUUAUUCUGAUGUACUUUGUUAUUUAUUCAUCCUGUCGGGCAAAUGAUGGAAAAGGGCUGGAGUAUCCGACAAAAAAAAAAAAUUGAGAAGUGAGCCCUGUUGUUUCUUCCUUCAAAAGCAUUGUCCUCCACAUUCCCUUCGGCAGAAGUUUGUACCAAUCACUGAGACGCUUUGUUUUGAGCUAACAUGCGAGAGAGACUACGAGGGAGCUACGCUUUUUUUUGUCUUUUUCUAUCUAUCCUUUUGUUGAGGGUGUCUUUAAAAAUGAGAAAAACCACAAAAUUUGUCGAGCCGGUUCUCUCUCUUGGGAGAUAAAGGCACAAACGGAACACGUACAGUCAGGUGUGAGAGGCAUAACCAGCACCAGCAAAAUGAUGAUUCUCUCUGCGACCUCAACAUGAUUAAAAAAAAAAAUGGAGGAAAACAAUUUGAUGGAGAACGCCGAAGUCCGAGUUCCAUGAGUUAUAUUGGUGUGUCGGUUCUCUUAGGCUUCCAGCCCUCACGACUGUAUCGCAUUUCCUGCUCUAUAUCUGAAUGCCAAAAUGCAUUACUGUCUCAUUCCCCCCCCAAAAAAAAGUAUAUUCACUCCACAUGUGUUCCGGACAUUCGUUGGCCUCCAAAGGAGCCCUUUUCAACGAGAAGGCUAUACGACGGCUAAACACGACGGACUGACUAAAGGCUGCUUUGCCCCAACUUACCAGCGCCUCUGUGUGUCAAACAGCCGACACGAUAUCACUGGUUUGCAUUUCCGUUUGAAGAGCACCUAAUACGGUGCUCGCCCUUUAAAUGGCUUAAAAAAAGUAUUUCUGACAACUUUCAUCUGAGAAAAGAAGAUUCUUGUCACUCAACCGUGGCCGUUUUUUUGGGGGGGGGGUUGUUUAUUUUUUUUUUUGACCCUCGUAAUCUCCCAUGAACUUGGUUGACUUCUUCAUCCCCCAAGAACUCACGUCCAUGUUGGAUAUGUUUCAACAUGUAUCCUGUUAAACAAGUAUAAAUUGUGUUUCUUUUCUGAUUCUUUGGCUAAUGUGCAGGGUUGAACACUUGCUGAGGAAGUGUACACCGAAGGGAGCGUGCUGGUACAUUACAACAUGUUCAUGACAUUGUAAUAAAAUUUUUUCCUCUUUUUUGGGGGGGGGGUGUUUAAAACUUCAGUUUUACCUCAGUUACAUCUCAGAGAAAAAAUGGACUGACAGCAUACACGCUAAAAAACAAA